AUUUUUUCCCUUGUUCCGGUGCGUGGGUUGGAAUCCGGCCCUUAUAAAUGAAUAUGGUCGACCACCGGUUGGUACCACUACUGACAUACUUCACUAAGCGACAUUUACUUCAUCUCCAAUCUUGAAUAUCUGUUUCGCUCUCUUCUUCUCAUCGACAACCUACUUCUAUUUCACUGCAAUGGUUGAAGACCCCGGCUUUGUCCCAAAAGUUGGUAGCAGGAAUCAGCAACGAGCAGUCAUUGCAGAGCUCUUUGAGCAGUGGAAGUUCGACGAAGAGAACUUUUGCGUUUCCUGCAUGGUCAGGAAGCCCUUGCGAAGCAAGCAUUGUAAACGCUGUGGGCGCUGUGUUGCAAAGCAUGACCACCAUUGUCCUUGGAUCGAUAACUGCGUAGGAUCCAACAACUUGCGUCAUUUUGUGUUAUAUAUCACCUGCCUGGAAGCGGGCAUUAUUCUUUUUGUGCAGCUGACAUUCUCAUACAUCACUGUCUUGCCAGCACCUGUUAAUCCGACUUGUAAUGUUAUUAACGAGACGCUAUGUGAUUUUGUGCUUCGCGAUACAUUUACCCUCGUCCUUGACGUGUGGGUCAUCAUUCAGCUGGUCUGGGUAACUAUGCUAUGUGCUGUGCAGCUUGUCCAAAUUUCGCGGAAUCAGACGACUUAUGAAAACAUGCGGGGGCAUUCGAUUGAUCGAAGCUAUCCCAGCUCUCGUGCCUUUGCUUCGGCUUUGGCUGCUGGCACGACCUCCUUCGAGGGUGCUGGUCUAUCCUCUGCUGGCCAGGGCCCGAAUCCAGCUCUUGCGCAUGGUGCUGCGCACCGACACCAGAGGGGCGGCUGUCUGCAACAGUGGACUUCUCUUCUCGGUAUUGACACAUUCUUUGCCACUGCACGAGACGGACUGCGAGAUGGUCCACGUGCUACCCGAGCGAAGAAUCCCUUUUCGCGAGGUGUUGUCACCAACUGCCGGGACUUCUGGUGCGACCCAGCUCCUUAUUUUGGGCAGCGUGAGGCGGGGUCUGGCAUGCUCGGUGGUGAAGUGGUCAACUAUAACCAGAUGUACGAAAUGCCGUCACAUAUGCACAGUGGCGGAAGAUAUCGAAGCUUGGCCGGCGACGAUCCGGAGCAGAAUGCUUAAAGAUGCCUUCCCCUAGCGGUUAGCAAGGCAUUUGCCAUGUUCCCAAAACGACCAUUUCCCCUGUGAAGAUGUUUUUAACUUCGAUAUGCGAUCUCAUGAAUGUCGGAUGAACUUUUUGUUGCGAUGAUAUGUAUGGCUGGAUCAGAUGGCCACGGAUGGUGUCUUCUGCUCAUUCCCUCACAUUAUCUUCGUGUAUUAUCUUUUGCAUAUAAAGAUUAUGGUAUAUU
Molecule: messenger RNA, 1359 nt
Organism: Aspergillus sclerotioniger CBS 115572
Lineage: Eukaryota; Fungi; Ascomycota; Eurotiomycetes; Eurotiales; Aspergillaceae
Product: DHHC family palmitoyltransferase
Exons: 3
Coding region: 179-1132 (317 amino acids)
Biological process (GO): protein targeting to membrane; peptidyl-L-cysteine S-palmitoylation
Cellular component (GO): Golgi apparatus; endoplasmic reticulum
Molecular function (GO): protein-cysteine S-palmitoyltransferase activity
Source: RefSeq, a predicted model, not a curated record